AUGAGUUUGUAUCUAGAUAUCUCAUCAGAGCUUGCUUCCGGGGCCUUGGAUCUGUGGAAUUAUCAGGCAACAAAUAUGAUGACAUCUGAGGUAUGAUCAGUCACGGGUCUCGUUGAGUUUUCGUGUGUUUUGAACCACGUUUCUUCUCCUUCUCAAGAAGGAAGACUUUAGACCCUACGGAAUCUAACCGAGCCAGAGAAGGGACCAGAAUGACCGUCAUUUGUAUGUUACGAUUUAUUAUCGACAUUUUUUUAAGUGUUGCCCAUGACUAGCAGUAAGCUGAAACGACUGCUGAACUCGCAGCAUUAAUUUUCUUUGAUGUCACUGCUUGCAGCCCUUUUUACUGCUUUUCUACCGCCAUAUGGGAAAAUUUAUUGGGAUCUCUUUUAUCACCUGGGGUCGACUCCUCUCCCCCAAAUGGCAGUUUUUAUUAUCUGCCUUGUUUACCAUAUUCUUUAGUCUAACUUUGUGUGGUUUCUCUAUGCAGCAAAGCCCAAAUGCUCCGGACUUGCAAACGGAGGAACACAUGAUUGACGUGAGACCUCGUUCACAUACUCCGACUUUUAUAGUGUGCGGGUAACGUAGAUUUUCUUAGCAUUCUCUCCGUCUUCGCACAGGAUCUAAUGAGUUUCGAGGAGUCCGUAUACCGUUACAUGCAUCGAAAUAGGAGUCUCGAUGUAGAUACCAUGUCGUAUGAGGUCAGAUCGUCAAACCCCGUCAUUUCUAGCUUCUCCUUUCCAGGAUGCAUGCAGUCAACUAAUCAUGAGAAUUAUGUAUCCGUUCUUGGCAGGAGCUGUUGGAAUUGGAGGAGCAGAUUGGGAAGGCGAAUGCGGGCCUGUCCGAGGACACCGUGCAGAAGAACUUGAAGAGAAUGAAAUAUCCAUCUUCUGCGGCCUACAAGGCAGAAUCCUGCUGUAUCUGCCAGGUAAAUUACCAAGAGACCAUCUCCGGUCAUCCAUGUAUCUUGUAAUUUUUGCCUGACAUUCACUCCUUCCGAUAUGAAUGACAGGAAGAUUACGCCGAUGGCGAGGAGCUGGGGGUGUUGACCUGUGGGCAUGAUUUCCACGCUUCUUGUGUUGGAAAAUGGCUGGUUCAGAAGAACUUCUGCCCGAUCUGUAAAAAGACGGCCUUGUCUACCUAA
Molecule: messenger RNA, 1141 nt
Organism: Spirodela intermedia
Lineage: Eukaryota; Viridiplantae; Streptophyta; Magnoliopsida; Alismatales; Araceae
Source: the annotation of a GenBank genome assembly